This is a messenger RNA of Bombina bombina (fire-bellied toad), 6399 nucleotides long. RefSeq lists its product as uncharacterized. NCBI's taxonomy places the organism in Eukaryota, Metazoa, Chordata, Amphibia, Anura, Bombinatoridae. The transcript has 9 exons. Gene Ontology annotation, cellular component: cytoplasm; nascent polypeptide-associated complex. Gene Ontology annotation, biological process: protein targeting to membrane. The coding region runs from base 118 to 6228 and encodes 2036 amino acids. The record is from RefSeq and is a predicted model, not a curated record.
CGUCUCAUGUUGUGACUUUCUCUGUCUCAUCCAAGGAAAAUCUGUUUUGCAUCUCCCUGAGCACUUACCUAUAAACCUACCUAGAGGACCCUAGUGCUCUGCUCACGCGUAAGGAGGAUGCCAGUGGAAUCCACAAAAGAUGAGGGGGCCCCACAGAUGGAUGUUGGCACGUUGCAGCAUGAAGCAGGUUUGUCCCCAAUUGCUUCAACUGCAUCAACUCCUAGUGGUGAUCCUUUAACACCGAAGGCUAUAACUCCACUGCAGGAAUCUCCACCAGUGAGCCCUGAGAGUGAUACAAGUAGAGCACUGGUUUCAUCGUACCUGCAAGUUAAGGAAGAUGAUCGGCCUCAGCCAGAGGGAGCAAGCAGUGAAAUAUCUACAGCAGGUGGCAGAGCCAUUCUUCAGGUGGCCUCUGAAACUACAAAGGAGCCUGCCUUAGCUGAUGUACAGGAACCAGUAGAAGCCCACAGUGUAGUUGGUCCUGCCGUGUCUUUGACCACUGACACCCUUGAUACUAGAAUUGUAAUGGGAGAAGAGACUUCUUGCAGCACUGAAGAGACAGGCACUUUAAAUAUUUUGCAAUCUUGCACGGCUGAGCUUGAACCUGUUCCUUUGGAUACAAUGGAAGAAGAAGCAGCAGCGCUCUCAUCCAAUCACAAAGUUGAAAAAUCUGAGAGAGAUUCUGGGACAGAGAGUGACAAGGAAGUCAUUGUGCCUCAGUUUUCUGAUGAUUUGCACUUGGAAUACAAUGAAUCAAGCAGAGAGUAUACUCUGAAAGAAAGCUUCUUUACUCAGGGAGAAGCAUUAGCUGAUGUGCCUUCACUAUCUCCUGAGCCCACCAAAGAGUCACCCUGUAUUUGCACAGAGAGUGAGGUCCAGUCACUCAAACAUACAUAUAAUGUUGACUCAGAUCUAUACACCACUGCUCCUUCCACCCCUAUAAAAACCAUCUAUACACAGCUUAAGCAUUAUCCAUUCUCAAGGUAUAGCCAAAAUGAUGAUCAAAAUGACACUGAAAAUGAAAGCUUGUGUUCCCCUCCUACUUCACCAUCAGGCUCCUAUAUCACUGCAGAAGGGGGCAGUUGGACCUCUUCAAUUACAUCUAGUGGGUCGCCUUCUUGUUCUCCGAAUCUGAUGGCUGAAGCAGAUGCAAUGGAAGCACACAAUGCUUAUCCAGAUCCCCUGGAUGCUCAUGAGCAGGGUAUUUGUGAAGACCCAUGUUGCAUGUCCCCUGACAUUUUAGAUGAUGAAGAUAUUCCAGAACUGUAUAGUAGAAGUUUACAAUCUGAUAAUUUCUCUCUGGCAAAUGAGGCAGUAGCAGAUGGAUAUGAAAAUGAUGGCCAAACUACUGAAGAAGAAGAGGAUGAAGAAGAAGAAUGGGAAACAGACUUUGCACCUUCUUUUACUAGUAUACCCCUUUGUUCAGAGUAUGUGAAUACAGUCAUAUCAGAUUCUUUCUCCUCCCCUACCGUUUAUGAGCAUGAUGUAUUACAAGCAUCUAGAGCAAGUUGUUCUUCAGAAAUUGAUGAGUUUCCACAGGGAACAGCUGAGGUACAUUCUGAAUUACCAAGAGCUGACCUGCAAAAUGUUGAAAAUGACCACAUGAUACCGGCCUUUAUGCUUCCCUUCCAAGGAAGUUUGAUUUUUGAAGCAGAAUCAAUGGAAAUUACAUUGUUUCCUCAAGGUGAGUCUGUUGAGGCUGAGGUGAUUUAUGGAGAAGAGGAUGAUGAUAGCACUUCUGCAUCCCUUCUGCAUUCUCUGUCUGAGAAUUCCAUCAAUGAAGGGGUGGAUGAGUCCUUUGCUUACCAGGAUGACACAUCUGAGUCAUCAGAUUCAGCAUCUUAUGAUGGUGAAGAUGAUGAGAAACGGUACAGCACUGAGCAGUAUGCCGUAACAACUGAUUCUGUUCUAGAAACUACAGAGACCCAAGCUGAGCAUCAGCACAAUUCCUCUGUUUCAUGUGAGAGUGAAAUGGAGACAUCUUCAGAUUUAUCUGACACAGAUGAGGAAUGUGCAGUUUUUUCAGCUCUUGACACAGGGGUUGGUGAUUUGCCAAGUAGUAAAAAAAAUCCAACACACGAGGAGAAUCCCAAUUUUAAGAACCUUCAUGACAGUGCUAAUGAGAGUGAAGAAAAAGAAAACAAUAGCGAUGAAGAAAAAAAAGAAAACAAUGACUUAAACUUUGCUCAAUGCCUAACACUCAAAGAAUCUAAAGAGGUUUUGACCAGGCAAGAUAGUUCUAGUGAACUGGAAGACUCUAGCACCAGCAUGGCCACAGAGCCCAUUAGGAGGGCUCUGCCACUUACACCUGAAGUUCAAAAGGAAACUCAGUUUGCUACUUUAGUGGGCACAGUUCCAGUGGAAGAAAAAGAACAGACAUCAAGGUGGUCAGAUAGCCCAAUAGAACAACAAUCUUCAUCUUCAGAGAUAGAUGAGAUCCUCGGUGCUGGGAUCAAUAAUGUUGGUGAAUGUCUGAUUGCUUGUUUUGACACUGAUGAAGAGCUGGAUACUUUGCCAUCACUGAACACAAAUGCAGAAAGCAUAGGGGAAGAAAAGAGAGAACAAGAGCAGAGUGGUCGUCAGUCCUCUAUGGCCAUUAUGAACCCACAGAUGACCACAGUUCAAUAUUACAACUUUGGGUCAGGGGAGAAUUUAGCAUCCGAGUCAAUGAAUGAGCAUAAUUUACAGUCGGCUAUGAAAAGUGAGGCAUCAGCACAGUGCAAUGUGGAAGCAAUAGACAUAGCAACAUGUGAUGGAAUAUUGAACAUCACAGAGCUAGAAAAGCGAGAUACUGAGAUGGAGCAUAACUUGCCAGAACACCUCCAUGAAGAAAGGUUAGAAGACAACGCUGAGGGUGACUGCAUGUUUGUGUGCUAUGAUUCUGGUGAUGAUCAGGAGCUUGAGAUGACUCGACUUGACCGACAAUCUCUCAUUAGUCAGAUAUACAGACAACAAGAAGAAGCUGCUAUGACCAAAUCAUCCUACAGCACAAAUAAAAGAAAGCCUGCAGAAUUUGAGGGGGAGACACAGACAAUGCUAGCAUCCACUGAUCAAGGGGACUUUAAAGAAUAUUUGGAUGAUAACUCAGGUUAUCUUGUAGCUAGAACAGAGCAGGGUGUGAUGGACCAAGAAUUUAUCAUAGAGGGUGUAGGUUUCAAUAACUUGACUAAAUCUUCUCUUAUGAGUGAAAUGUCUGUUCAGUUAAAUACAAACAACAACAUUCUAGAGGAAAGAGAUAAUAUUCAAUAUACAGUAAAAAAUGAUACGUGUGUUAUCAGCGAACACAACUCGGAUGAAAUGCAUAUUACUAUAAAAGCUCAGGUAUGCCCUAGGGUCGCCAGAUCUUCUUCUCCAGAACAGACAACUUCAGCACUGGAAACAGAUAACUUUACUAAUGAUAAGUUGCAUAUGCCUGGAAAUGUCUUAGAACCUUUAGAGAAGCAGGGGUCAAAAACUAACCAACAGACUAAUUCAGGCACAUAUUCUUAUGUUUUUGAGGAAAGGAGUGAAAUAGUUCUGGAUAAUUUGAAGCAGGAUACCGUUGAAUAUGAAACUAAGGAAGGAAUUCAGAAAGAAGCUCUUGAGUGUCCAGAUUUGAAAGAGCCUCCAUAUGUUGAAGAUAAAAGUCAGUGUAGCAAACCUAUACAAAGCAAAGGGGGCAUCCAGAUCAUCCCUUACUCGAGUGACACUGAUAAUGCAUCACAUCUCAAGGUGGGAACAACAGCUACUUUGCAUCAGAGCAAUAUUUUAGAGGUAAAAGAAAAUUCUGAGCCUGAUCCUUAUUUGUAUGAUGUCAAGGCAGAAGAUGACUCAAAUAUUCACAACACUUCUCUAUUGGAAAGUAGAAUAACAACUGGUGAGCUGAAAAACAACCCUAAAACACAAGAAGAUCUUUACCAUACUGAUGGAGAUAUUUCUUUACAAAGUAGUAUGGGGCAUCUAGGAAGCCCAUACAACGAAUCUAUAAUAUCUGAUGAUACACUUGAAUGGGAAACGGGAACAGACAGCAGUAAGAGGUCUUCUGAAGAACAGCUACAUUCCAAUUCAGAACCGAAAAUGGCUGAAAAUUCUGAGGAUAAAGAGAAAGCUCUGGAACAGGUUUCUACAGAAAGUUCUUCAUUUAACAUUAGUCAGGUAGAAACCAAAAUAUGUAUAGAACAAUCUGAUAAGUUAACGACUGAUGAAUCAUGUAAAUCUUUUGAAGAUAACAUGUCAAAUGGCUUUAGCAACCGUGUUAUUGAUACACAGCGAGCAGCAGAUCAUGCCACUACAAUACCCGAUAAUCAAUUUAAAGAUUCUAAUAAGAAUCCAGAAAAGUCAUUAAGGUCCUCUUGUAACAAAAAUGAGGAACUGAAAAUCACUAGAGGAAAAACUUCAGAUAUAAGAUGUAUGGAUAAAGAGGAAAUAGGUGUAAAGGAAGCAAAGACCUCUCCAAAUCAUGUCAGCCCAGAUUCUGUAUGUGCCUUUGUACUGCCUACUGAAAUCAAUGAAACAUCUCAAGAAGAGUUGGUCAAUGACAUGACCAGACUCCUGCAGGGCUCCUUUGGUAAACUGGAGACUUUGGAUCUGAAUAACCGAUCUGGUUGUACUGAGACCAAUGUGUGCAAGUUUACAAGGACUUCUAGCAAUUUAAAAGGGAACAGUGAAUUAACAUCUUAUUUAUUAGGAGAUAUUAAGGUAAAUACUAGAUGCCACAUAGAUAAGACUUCCCAAGAGAAACAUAAUGAAACUCAAAGGGUGGAAACUGGUCCACAGAAGCAUACAAUGCCUGAAGAAAAAAAUCAUGAGAAGAACAUUCCAGAAACUGCUCUUUCAAAGGCUUCAGGUACGUUUUCCUCAAACGAAGGAAAAGUAAAGAAAGACAAAUUAAGUGAAUGUGUCAGGACAGUAGAAAACCCUUGUGUUGAAUCACAUAACAUAAACCAUUCACCAUAUUGCAAGACAGAAAUGCAAAAUGAGCCUAAAAGUGAGGUACAAAACAUUGUUAUUGAUACAGGUCCAAAUAAAGUAGCAAAUGAAAAUCUGACAUCAAAAUGUUACCUCACUAGGACACUGGACAACACAAAUAUCCGGGUAUCACCCCAUGUAGGGUUUAUGAACUCUACUCUUAAAAGUCCUCUGCAUGAAAACCUUCAGUCUGUGUUAGGAUCAGGCCCUACACAUAAAGCUUCAGAUACUGGGAAGUCUGUCACAUAUACAUGUUCGGCUGUAAGCAAAGUGUCUUCCUCAGCCACCUGUUCUGUGUCUGCAGGGUGUGCUCAGGAUAAAAAGGAGGUGGGACACCUUCCCACCAUAGAGAGGACAUCCAGGGGUCCAGAGCACACAUCAGCUAUACUGGAUACCAAGAUGUGUUCUACAGCAGUUCCUGACAUGAGUUCUAAGGUCUCUGAGUUGAGCACCGUGCUUGUUCCCACCAGCAAGUCUCCAGGAAAAAGCUGUUUCUCAAUGGCAAAAGAGCAGACAUGCAAGAAAAGCCAUCUCAGUUCUGUUCUUUCGGACCCCAGCUCCUCCAGUGAGAGCGAGCUGACUUCUCGGAGUCAUGAUAGGCAUCUGCUCAAAGAGACAUCGGCUGUUACACUCCUUGGCGUCAACAAGCCUAUGCUGAGGCAGAGAGGAUGUGAGACGCUCAGCCAUAGAGGAUCCUGUAAUGAUUCAGAGAGCAACGAUGAAUCUCUCCCUGACCUAGAAGAGCCAGAUCUGACAGAGGCACGCACGUCCUCACACCAGAACCAGUUGGCUCAUUGUGUAGGCUCUGGAGAGGAAUCUAUCAGCAAAGCCAAGCAAAGUCGCAGUGAAAAGAAGGCCAGGAAGGCUAUGUCCAAGCUGGGUCUUCGGCAGAUCCACGGAGUAACCAGAAUCACCAUCCGUAAGUCCAAGAACAUCCUGUUUGUGAUCACAAAGCCUGAUGUCUUCAAGAGUCCGGCAUCUGACAUCUACAUUGUGUUUGGAGAGGCCAAGAUUGAAGAUCUGUCACAGCAAGUUCACAAAGCAGCGGCGGAGAAGUUUAAAGUCCCCAUGGAGCACUCACCACUCAUUACUGAGAGCGCUCCUACGCUCACCAUAAAGGAGGAGAGUGAGGAAGAAGAGGAGGUGGAUGAAGCUGGGCUGGAGGUGCGAGAUAUUGAGCUGGUAAUGGCACAAGCCAAUGUAUCCAGAGCUAAAGCUGUGAGGGCGCUUCGGCACAACAACAAUGACAUAGUAAACGCUAUCAUGGAACUGACAAUGUAGCAGCUGGUUCAAUGACAAGACUAUAACGAUCAGGACCAGCCCUCCCCCGCCUCUCUCUGUAUAGAUGCACAUUUACUCAGAUUAACUUCAACUCUGUAUUAGAACUGCAUAUAUUACCUUCUAGUUUGCACAACUGAAGCUGCUCUAUAAAACCUGCCUGAAAAUCCCAAA